AUGGCGGAAGCUUCAGCAAUGGAGGAACGAAGUCAACAUCUUGUCUACAAUGCGGAGCUUUCAACAACAUUUGCGACUUCUAUAAUACCCCUAGAUGUACAGGACACUGCGGAGAACACAAGCUACGAUCCCUCGUUGAAUCACCCACUUACUCACGACGAAGGUUCGGAGUCCUCAUCCUCAUCACGCCGCCAUUCUGUAAACGAACAGAUGCUUGAUGAUGACCUCGAGGAUGACCGGCUAGAGGGCACAAAGUCUGCGUCUAGCCGGUCAUCGCUCUCCUCCAUUCCUGACUCAGUUGUAGUUCACACCAAACAUAAACCUAUCGAUAACACUCAUAGCCCACACGGGGCCCGUAACAGCGACUACGAAUACAACGCGUUCGAUAGCUCUUUACACCAAAAGAUUCGCGACCGCAAUUCCCCUUUCAGACACGCAAGCUCCGUUCGAGCAAUGCAGAUGUAUACGGAAGAUGAGGAUGAGGAGUAUAUGUCUCCAUCAAGGCGACGAGGAGCGGGCUACCGGGGAUCAUCGGCAUCAAUGCUACGGUCUCCUGGAUCCCCACUUGCAAGACGACAUGGCUACCAUUCAGCCGGCGCAACGCCCAAGAAAGCGUCCAUCAGAACGGAAAACCCACUCGUUUUGUUACACUGCACGAUCCUGCCUCCUACGGUCGUCCUUGCUCCGGGGUUAGGUCUUCCGAAUCGAAGAAUCCUCGAAAGAGUACUUCCUCCACAGUUCUGGCGACGAUGGAAAACGCUGGAGGAGAAAAUCGGUGCAUCAGGUCUACUGCGUGACCGUGGAGUUCUCCUUCAGCAUCCACAGGAGGAUUACGGGCUUCUGGAAGAAAGGCUUUUGGAAAGUUUGGAGCUCCAGCGUCCCAGACUCGAAAAUGGUCAUUUUAUCAGCAAUAACGGCAGCGGAGAGUCGGGCAAUGAGAGCAAUAACGAAGAUGAUGAGAGCCGUCACUCGUCUGCCAAAUCUCGCGAGCCAUCAUGCCCUGAUUGCGGAUGCUUUGCCGGAAGACAUAACAACGAGAAAAAAUGGGAGGUCAGAUUUUAUGCGGCUAAUGGUCUAAUGAAAGAAGGUGCAUGGACAGCUGCCUGGAAGGAAAUUGAGCGCGUUGACGUGCAAGUCAGCCUUUGGCUACCUUAUGAGGUGAAGAUAGAGUUCGAGAGGCAGAUUUUAGAAGAAGCAGCGGCUCUUACGGUAGAUGACCAUAUUAAGAAGGAGACGCAAUCUAUCCUAAGCGAUAAAAGCUGUCUCUCACAGGAGGAGAUUGAUGGUUUGGAUUAUGCUACUCAGCAAGAUAGAGAGGUGCCAGAACCGCACACAGUGCCUUACGAUCAUUCAGAAAAGCAGCGUUCUGAGCCGAUCAUUUCCAAGACACAGAGAGCAAAGGGGCGAGAACCAGAUCUCCACACCCUUCUGAUUAACUAUAUUCGCAUUUUAGCAAGCGAUCGCAGAAAUAUUGUUACCGUCACAAGUGUUCUUCUCACUUUUUGGGUACUUAUUUACAGCAUCCAACCCAAAAAUAACCCAUUCACAUCCGACACAGUCAGAUUCGGUGAUUUUCCAGCAGUUAGUACUCAGGUGUAUCAUACGAGUUCUGCUUGCAUCCUGACUGAAGUACCAACAGAAAUCGCUGUUGUCGAAACUGAAGAGCGUAUGGAAGGGCCUAGUGCGAUUCAACGAGUGGCUCAAGACGUGAAUACUGAACAGAUCCUCGAUAGAGCGGCGACCUUUACGGCCUCUAGUGCGUAUAAUACGGAAGAGUAUAUUGUACAUGUUCAAGGGCCAAUUGAGGCGGUGGGCGAAGCCAAAUCAAUCGACCGCUCUACACCGAUACAGCCGGAUGUGGUCGAUAAGGCUGAACCAGAUACAGAAUCACCUGCCACAGAUUUUCAAAGCCUAAAGCAUGCCCCGUCUGGUCGAACUGAAGUCAAUGAUUAUAUCGAAUCUGACUUCCAUAGCGAGCUCAACAACGACCCUGCCGUCUUUAGUAGGCAUGAAAUUAACCUGGAGGAAGUAGCCUGA
Molecule: messenger RNA, 2037 nt
Organism: Talaromyces proteolyticus
Lineage: Eukaryota; Fungi; Ascomycota; Eurotiomycetes; Eurotiales; Trichocomaceae
Exons: 1
Coding region: 1-2037 (678 amino acids)
Source: RefSeq, a predicted model, not a curated record